ACAACAGUUGUGCGAAGACGAACGAACAAUGGCCGCUGCAGGAAGUACGAGUGCCGGUACAAUUUUGCAGAAACUCGGUUUAAAGCCGAUCACGAAAUGUAGUCUCGUCAAAUUUUACGCUCCCGCUUUCGGCGUUGCUUCGUACACCGCAUUAUCUAUCAACGUGAUGAAUCCGAGUCUUGUCAUCAGGGUCUUUCCAAAAAAAGAUAUUACAAACUUCUUAUUGGGAAGUGCUCUUCUUGGCACUGGCUCUUACAUAUACAGUCGUGAUCACAUGAAAAGUGCUUCUACAAGUGUAAAAGUUUUGUAUAGUACUGCUGGUGCUGUAUUACUGAGCUUUGGAUCAGUGUUAGUAUGGGCUGUACUUCGAUCCAUUGUACCACCUAAUCCAACUCUAUGUACAAUAAUUGGUAUUAGUUCUGGGCUUGCAUUCAUCAAAGUUGGUUCCAGUUAUCUAAACUUUGUUGAUAGUCAGAUACCAAAGAAGUAGAUUGAAAUAAGUUUUAUGAUUGACAUAUGAUCAAUGUAUAUCAAACGCAUCCAAACAAAAAAUUUGCAAUAAUAUAACAUAAAAUAGCAGAUUAUAUUGAAUUGAUAACAAAGAAAGAAAUUUACACACUAAGCAAGGAAUUCUUGAAAUUUUAUAAAUUUUUAUAUUUUCUAUGAUCUUUGCUCUAUAAAUGUCAGGAAAUAACAAAUCAAAUUAUGUUGAAAACAAUCAUGAAUUGCUUUUAUUUUGUAUUUGUUAAUUAUUUGCAAAUUCUAACAAUUACACAGAAGACAUAUAAAAUAAAAAUUUAAAUAUUAUUAAAAAUAUACCUCACAUUUUUUGUAUGUAUGAAAUUAUAAUUUAUAUGUUAAAAAAAAAGAAUAGGAAAAAAUGGAAGAAAAAUUUUGUUAACACGAACACAUUUUCCAAAACAUAUACCAUCUUUAUUCAAGUAAUUGAUUAGCAGUAGUGGUAGAAAUAUGCACAUUUUUUCAACAGUUUUAAUAAAUGUUGUACUAGAAAAAAAUUCAGAAGAUUUUAUAUUGUAAUAAGUUAUGUAGUAUUUGGAAUAAGCGUAAGUAUAACAAAUAAACAUGUUAUUGAGAAUUAGUUUCAAACUAGAACAAAGUGUGUAUGAUUUGCAAAAAUAUACAUGUGUGCACAAUAACAGAAAAUUGUAUUAUUUAUACAAUAAAUUCUGUUAUAAAUUUGAAUUGGCACAAUUUGACAACAUAUUUAUUUAUAAGAGAAAGGAAAAUCUUUUAGUUUGUUAUCAAAGCUUUUUUUAUUUUAUUAGUAAAUUUUGCAAUAUACAAAAUAUAUUUGUAUGACAAUGUGUGUACAUUUUACUUGUCGAAAGAUAACUGUAUGUACAAAUCAUGUUCAUAUACUAGCAUUCAUGCUAUAUUAUGUGAGUAAUGAUAAUAAAUAAAAAUCAACGUAAAGUAUUAAAAAUA
Bombus terrestris (buff-tailed bumblebee) is the source of this 1446-nucleotide messenger RNA. RefSeq lists its product as uncharacterized. NCBI's taxonomy places the organism in Eukaryota, Metazoa, Arthropoda, Insecta, Hymenoptera, Apidae. Bases 29 to 490 code for a protein of 153 amino acids. The record is from RefSeq and is a predicted model, not a curated record. The transcript has 3 exons.